UCUGUGUCCUCAAACUUUUCCAAAAGUUCUACAAGCCUCUUAGCUGCACCAUUAAUUACUCCUCAGAUCCAGAAGAAUUUCUUCCAAACCUGUCGAAAGAUGACAUCGAGUUUUAUGAUGAAUGCACAGCUGCCAUUUUACAAUGUUGGGAGACACCGGAGCCCUUCAGUAUGUGGUCCCCCAGGCCGGGGACCGGUGUCUAAGUUCCCUAUGAAAAAACGAUGUUCAAAUAUUACACCUCCUAGCUCCCAUGGUCAUAAGGCAACAAGAGUCUUGGUAGCUCAGUACACCUGGAAUUCUGGAGAUGAUGAAGCCACCGACGCAUCUGCACGCCACUUGGCUGAUUUUCAUCCAAGCAUUUGGGGCGAUUAUUUCCUCAACUAUGCUUCUCAAGACCUAACACUGGUUGAUGAUGACAAAGCAGUGGAGCAAAUUCAGGAACUGAAGUCAGAAGUGAAGAGGAUGCUUGUCUCCGAAGAUUAUAGUAGGCCUGCUGAAAAACUAAAUCUGAUCAAUCAGAUUCAACGUUUAGGAAUUGCCUAUCACUUUGAUAGAGAAAUCAAGGAUUUCCUUGAAGACAUUUAUGCCAGCAUCCGUCGAAAUGGCUCCACCGAGGAUGAAGAUGAUCUGCACACUACAGCUCUCCAGUUUCGACUGUUGCGACAGCAUGGUAUCUGGAUUUCAUCGAGUGUCUUCGACAAAUUCAAGGGCCGCGAAGGAAAUUUUGAUGCAUCGCUAGUCAAUGACGUGAGAGGGCUGCUAAGUUUGUAUGAAGCGAGUCACUGUAGCAAACAAGGGGAAGAAACUCUGGAUGAAGCACUUAGUUUCUGCUUUACCCACCUCAAAUCCAUGGAAGAGAAGCCUCUCAUAGUAACUCAUGCCUUGAAGCAGUGCAUACAUCGAGAGAUGCCGAGGCUGGAGGCGAGACAAUAUAUUGAGACAUACCAAAGCAUCGAUUCCCACAAUGAAGUCCUCUUGAGCUUGGCAAAGCUGGACUUCAACUUGACCCAGAAACUACACCAGAGGGAAGUCGCCGAAAUCGCAAGGUGGUGGAAAGAUUUGGACUUCAAGAGGGAGCUACCUUUUGUGCGAGAUAGGAUCGCAGAAUGCUACUUGUGGAACUUAGGCGUGUAUUUUGAGCCUGAGUACUCGCUUGCCAGGAAAUUUGUCACGAAAGCGAUGGCAAUGAUCACGGCUGUUGAUGACAUAUAUGACUCUUAUGGUACAAUCGAAGAGCUGGAACUCUUUACAAGAGCUGUGGAGAGGUGGGACAUUAAUGCCGCAGAUGAGCUUCCUGGUUAUAUGCAAGUCUGUUAUACAGCACUUCUUGAUGUGUACUCCGGACUCGGAGAUACGUUGGCUGAGGAAGGAAGAUCAUACUACCUCUACUAUAUGAAAGAAGCGGUGAAAAUUAUGGUUCGAAUGUAUUUUCAAGAAGCCAAAUGGUUCAACAAACAGUACAUACCCACGGUGGAGGAGUACAUGGAAGUUGCAGUAGUAACACUUGGCUACCAAAUGCUGAUAGUCGCAUCACUCCUCGGAAUGCCAGAAAUCACCACAGAGGAUACCUUCCAGUGGUUGCUCAGUAACCCAAAUAUAGUGAGAGCAUCAGCAGCAAUCUGCCGGCUCAUGGAUGAUAUCGCUUCUCAUAAGUUUGAGCAAGAGAGAGGACACGUUGCAUCUGCGGUUGAAUGCUGCAUGAAGCAAUAUGGAGUUACGGAGCAAGAAGCAGAGAACGAGCUCAAGAAACAAGUCGAAGAUGCAUGGAAGGACAUCAAUGAAGGGUGGCUCCAUCUCACUGAAGUACCACCCCAUGUUCUCAUGCGAAUUGUCAACUAUGCGCGUGCGGUCGAUGUAAUGUAUAAGGAUGGCGAUUGCUUCACAAAUUCGCAGACGAAGCUGAAGGAUAUUAUAGCUUCUCUACUCGUUGAUCCAGUUCCAGUUUGAGCAUCACGAUUGAAGUUGAGACAUGGCUCGAAGACUAUGAAAAUCUUUCUUAUGAGUCCAAUUAAUGACAUAUGUAUUCCCAGUGUACUUUCUUUGUUCACUGAAUAAAAUGAAGCAUCAACUUUCCCUAUUUUGUCCAA
Molecule: messenger RNA, 2087 nt
Organism: Punica granatum (pomegranate)
Lineage: Eukaryota; Viridiplantae; Streptophyta; Magnoliopsida; Myrtales; Lythraceae
Source: RefSeq, a predicted model, not a curated record